Molecule: messenger RNA, 1645 nt
Organism: Oryctolagus cuniculus (rabbit)
Lineage: Eukaryota; Metazoa; Chordata; Mammalia; Lagomorpha; Leporidae
Product: melanoma-associated antigen B5
Biological process (GO): negative regulation of transcription by RNA polymerase II
Cellular component (GO): nucleus
Source: RefSeq, a predicted model, not a curated record
GUGGGGUUGCUGUGCAUUCCAGCGGGCAAGGGUGGCAGAGGGGCGGGCCUAACGGUUCCCGCAGGAAUCAGAUUGAGGAUUCCCUGAGACCAGGGGAACCAAGCGCCCCAGCACAGAGGGGGCGCCAAAGACACGGAGCGUGAGCGCACACCGAGGGGUCGCUCUUUGACAACAGCAGUCACUUCCGGCCGCGCACGCUUCUGGGAGCGGAAGUGCUUUAGCUUUUGGCGGGCGGCCGCGUGGCGAGCGACGGAGGGGUCCAGAGUGAUCAGGAGGCCAGCUACCUACGGCAACAGCUAUCCUGUGCACACUGCUCUCCCUGCUCUCCUUACCUAGAGUCAUCAUGCCUCGAGGUCAAAAGAGCAGGCACCACGGCCGAGCAAAACGCCGACAUGACCAAAAUAAAGCUCAGAGUUGUAGGGAUGGUCAGCAAACAGCCACUGCAGCAGAAGCACCCCCUCCCUCCCUGCAGAGUCUACCUGUUGCUGAGUCAUGUAGCACCCCCCAGGAGCCCCAAGGUGCAGCACAUGCCACCGCUGCUUCUGCAGCUGAUUCUUACACUGCCUCUGGUAACAAUCCCACUGGCCAAGAUAAGGAAAGGAAAAGCACCUACAACACCCUAAUCCCCACACACAGCUUAGACAGAGAGCUAUGUGGGAUGAUUGUGUUGUUGGAGCAGUUCCUGCUUUACAAGUAUAAAAUGAAACAGCCCAUUUUUAGGGCUGACAUGCUGAAGCUUAUCAAACGGAGCCACUUACACAAGUUUGAUGAGAUCCUUAAGAAAGCCUCAGAGCACAUCGAUAUUGUUUUUGCUCUUGAAAUGAAGGAAGGCGACUCUGCCUUCCGCUCCUAUGACCUUGUCAGCAAACUGAAACUCCCCAACAACGGAAGGGUGCGCCCUGGCAGAGGGUUACCCAAGACCGGCCUAGUGAUGAACAUCCUGGGUAUGAUCUUCAUGAAGGGCAACCGGGCCACCGAGGAAGAUGUCUGGAAAUUGCUGAGUAUGAUGGGAGUGUAUGCUGGGAGGAAGCACUUCAUCUACGGAGAGCCCAGGAAGCUCAUCACCAGAGAUUUAGUGAGGCUGCAGUACCUGGAGUACCAGCAGGUGCCUGAUACUGAUCCUGCACGCUACGAAUUCCUGUGGGGUCCAAAAGCCCAUGCUGAAACCAGCAAGAUGAAAGUCCUGGAGUUUGUGGCCAAGAUCAAUGACACCGUUCCUGCUGCCUUCCCAUCCCAGUAUGAAGAUGCUUUGAGAGAUGAGGAAGAGAGAGCCCGAACCAAACAUGCAGCCAUGCCCAGCAAUGUUGCCAGAGCUAGUGGCGCCCUCAAGUUCCGAUGUUCAGUGUGUUCUUCCACCCAUUCUUAGCAUUCUGAUAAGAAAGUAUGAUAUGGAUAUUGGGAUUAAACAAUCUCCAUGUCAAAGAAUUCUACAGUAAAAUUAGUGGAGUAAUGCAAUGGGGGAAAAUAGUUACUUCCCCUAAUUUCCUUUUAGUCUAGUUUUCUAAAAUUAAACAAUGUAUACUCUUUCUUAGUUUAUUUUGUAAAGUAGGAAAAAUUAAAUCUUAUUAAGUUAGACUUCAUGUCUCUUCACUGUUUUCUUCACCAAAUAUUCAUUGAGCAUCUGGUACUUGGAAGGCUCCUUCGU